This is a messenger RNA of Didymosphaeria variabile, 1278 nucleotides long. RefSeq names its product Coproporphyrinogen-III oxidase (gene HEM13). Bases 1 to 1278 code for a protein of 425 amino acids. Gene Ontology annotation, cellular component: mitochondrial intermembrane space; cytoplasm. Gene Ontology annotation, molecular function: coproporphyrinogen oxidase activity. The transcript is spliced from 2 exons. Lineage: Eukaryota; Fungi; Ascomycota; Dothideomycetes; Pleosporales; Didymosphaeriaceae. The record is from RefSeq and is a predicted model, not a curated record.
AUGCCACCCUUCCGACCAUCAUGCCGCGCCUUUCGAGCUCUCGAGCUCCCCCAGACCGGCGCAUCUAGACGCGCACUACAUCCGAACUUCUUCACUUCGAGACAGAGCGCUUUCGCACGGAGAUGCAUGUCAGAUGGGCCUCCAAAACCAAAAACAGACCCAUUGGAGGAAUGGCGGAACCCUAAGCCUAGCAAAUGGCCCAACAGGAUACGGUUCCUCAUGCUGCCCUUCAUCGGAGCUAUAAUUUACUCCAUGUACACCGAUACAACAAUCUACGAAGCCGAGCCUCCAUCCAUCGCCGAGAAAGAUUCUGUUCUCAAACGUGAGAAUGGCAUCAACGAGCAGUCGCCGAUGCGCUUGCGCAUGGAACAAUUCAUAAAACAGCACCAGAAGGAGAUCGUUGCCGAGCUCGAGAAGGUGGAUGGCAAGAAGUUCAUCGUAGAUUCAUGGCAGCGAGCAGAGGGCGGCGGAGGCAUAAGCUGUGUGCUGCAAGAUGGCAACGUGUUCGAGAAGGCCGGCGUAAACAUCUCAGUCGUGUACGGACGUCUUCCGAAACCAGCGAUUGCGAAGAUGCGCGCGAAUCACAAGGCGCUCGAUCCGACCGUAGAUUCCCUAGAGUUCUUCGCCAGCGGUCUCAGCAUGGUCCUGCACCCGAAGAACCCCAACGCACCGACCGUGCACCUCAACUACCGCUAUUUUGAGACCGCCGACGACCAGGGCAAUACGAAUGCGUGGUGGUACGGCGGCGGUUGUGACCUUACCCCGUCGUAUCUCUACGAUGAAGACGCGAUCCACUUCCACAACACCAUCAAGCAGGCCUGUGACAAGCACGACAAGGGCUAUUACCCGCGAUUCAAGAAAUGGUGCGACGAGUACUUCAACAACAAGCACCGAGGCGAGACGCGCGGUAUUGGCGGAAUAUUCUUUGAUGACCUCGACGAGACAGAAAAAGACCAGGAACAGCUCUUCUCCUUUGUGCAGGAUUGCUUGUCCGCGUUCCUACCCUCCUAUCUUCCGAUCAUCAACAAGAGGAAGGACAUGCCGUUCACGGAAGAGCAGAAGCAGUGGCAGCAACUCAGGAGAGGGCGAUAUGUGGAAUUCAACCUCGUGCAUGACCGAGGAACCGCAUUUGGUUUGAAUACCCCAGGUUCAAGAGUAGAGAGUAUCCUGAUGAGUCUGCCUCUCACCGCGAGAUGGCAGUACAUGCACGAGCCAGAAAAGGGUAGCAGGGAGGAGAGGCUACUAGAUGUGCUCAAGAAUCCCAGAGAGUGGGUGUAA